Antechinus flavipes (yellow-footed antechinus) is the source of this 2875-nucleotide messenger RNA. It is a transcript of the gene FAM241B, whose product is annotated as family with sequence similarity 241 member B. The transcript has 3 exons. The coding region runs from base 1347 to 1709 and encodes 120 amino acids. NCBI's taxonomy places the organism in Eukaryota, Metazoa, Chordata, Mammalia, Dasyuromorphia, Dasyuridae. Gene Ontology annotation, cellular component: intracellular membrane-bounded organelle. The record is from RefSeq and is a predicted model, not a curated record.
ACUUUGCUUUGUUUUAUAUAAUUCUCCCCACAUUCUUGGUAUUCUUCUGCCAUUUUUGAAGCCCAAUAUUCCAUUCCAUUUAUUUAUUUAAAAAUAUAACUAAUACACACACACACAAAUUAUUCACCCAGUAUCAGACACCCAACUUUAAAAUCCACCUCAAAUGCUACCUCUUCCAGGAAGUCUUUCAGGAGCCUCCUGGUCAGUGAUGACCUCUUUAUCUUUAGAACUCGCUCAGCAAAAUACGCCAUGAUACCAAUUUCCCUUCCCUGUCAGAAUAUUGUGUAUUAGGGCCAUCUUUCUUUUUCUUUUUUUCUUUUAGUUCCCCCUCCCUUUAAAAUGUUCAAAAGCGAGAACUUUUGUGCUAUCUAAACUCGGUGUCUCCCAUGGCUUAGUCUAGGAUCCUGUACACUUAAUUGAUGUCUUUUGAACGGAAUUGAAUAGGAAACUUAAGGUCUCCGGCAGUUUAGCAGCCAGCUGCUCACUAAAUAUUUGUUGAUUGAUUGAUGGAUUGCCUGAUUAGUUGUCAGCCAGCUGAGAGUAAGAUAGAUGCUGGAUUAAUUGGAUCUGGGGCUUUUUAACCCUUCUUUUUUCUUUUCUUUUUUUGGUGUUAGUCCGGCAAAGUCUUUGGACCCUUCUCAGAAAAUGCGUAAAAUGAAAUACAAAGGAUUAUAAGAGAAACUGAUUAUUCCGAAUACAGUUAUCUCUGUAUUCUAAAAGCGAGGUCCUACAGCCCAUCUUAGCACCCUUGAAUGAGUUUGCAGAGGAGGAAAGAGCUGAUCUGGGAGUGGAGAGGAUCCCAAGGGACAGGUGGGGAUUCCACCUGAUGGAAAGGACUUAGCGGUCACUAAUCCAAGCCCCUCAAUUUCCAGAGGGAACUGGAGAAGGGAAAUCAUCUGUCCAAGAUCACACAGUCGGUAGGAUCGGAGCAGGACAAAUUGGACUCAGGCUUUUUGGUUCUCCCUCUCACCUGCCCCCGCUCGGGAAGUUUGGGAGGGCAGCUUGGAGAGAGGGGGAUGCGCGCUUGGGCCCUGGGCGCAAGGUGCAGGUGUGGCCAAUCGGGCGGGAGUCGGGGACCCCGCGGCCCUCCUCCCGGGCCCCAGGCUCGUCUUCUCGGGCCGAGCCCGGGCAGCUGCAGUUUCUCCCAGGGGCCUUAAGAGGGGAAUACUGAGCUCCUGCGUCGUCUCUCUGUCGCUUCCUGUCAUGUCAGGCAGGAGGAAGUGGGAGGUGGGGCCGGAGCGCUAGCAGCCGCCCCUCAGCUGCAGGAGCCAGGCCGGCCGGCGGUGGACAGCGACCGGGCCCCGGAGCUGCAUCCGCACAGAUCCCGCCCACCGGUGCCUCUGAAGAUGGUGAGGAUCCUAGCCAAUGGAGACAUUGUACAAGAUGAUGACCCCCGAGCCAGGGCCAGCACCACCUUUCGGAACGUUACAUCUCGGCAGAACUUUUUCACCAGAGGAGACGGCCAGCCUCAUGGGGGCCCGGCACCAAAUAUCCAUCACCUGGGGCCCAGGCCGGGUGCCCAUCGCUCCCCAUUCUCUGACAUCAACCAGCAGCUGGUGAACCUGGGCUUCCCGCUGUGGCACCUGGGGGACCAGGUGGUGGAGCCUGUGAUGUCCAUCCUCCUGCUCUUCCUGGUCAUGAUGCUGGGAGUUCGGGGGCUGCUGCUGGUGGGCCUUGUCUACAUGGUGUCCCAGCUGAGCCUUCGAUGACCCUGGGGAGGGGCGGGGAGGGGAGCUCCUGGGAGAGGUGUGAGAGUGAGAGUGUGAGUGUGUGAGUGUGUGUGUGUGUGUGUGUGCUCCGGUGUCUGGAUAAGUGAGUGAGGGGUGACUGGUGAGGGUUGGGCCCUUCCAUGAGGAAAAGGCCCCAAGGAAACGGGUGCCCACUGCGUCCCCUCGUGCCCCUUGUCUGUCAGGAGAAGGCCUUGUCCUAAGUGGGGCUGCUGACCCAGGAGGCUUUCAGCUCUCAGACCCCAUCUCCUGUUUCACCCUUGUAGCUGGAAGACCGCAUUAGAGAAGAUCCCCAAAUACUCCUAGUUCCUCCAUUAGCCUUGACUCGAGCUCCCGGGGAUGGAGGCUGGGUCCUCCAGCCCCUUCUUGCCAAACCUCUCUGUCCCCAGGGAUUUUCCCUUUUUCCUUCCAUCUCCAGCAAUUCCCAGGAGGAGAUCCAGCCCCCAGAGAGUCAGGCCACUGACCAGUGCUAAGCUUGGCUGCGGGACAGGUUCCUCCCAAGCAGACCAAAGUCUGGAGGUGAUUUGACUUGGCAGGUCCCAGGCAGAAGAAGGGCCAUUGGGAAGGGGCUAGAGGGACUGGCUGACCCCUAACGCUGAGCCACAGGACUUUAUAACUCUCCUUGAGUCUGAAAGGGAGACGGCUUUAUUUAUUUAUUUUUUAAUUGUAUGGAUCUUAUCCUGAAAGCUCUGGCUAGGCUGUGUACAGACAGAAUGGGGCCUGGAUGGGAGUGGGGGCCAUUUCUUCGUGUAUUGAGGAGAGGGAAGGUGGCAGGUGUGCGAGAAGGACUCCGUCACUGCCUUGGGACCAAAUCCCACCCUCUUUAAAGGCCUUUUUUCUAAGAUUUUUUUUUGAGGGGGAGAGGACAGGGGCAGGUCUAAAAGAGCUUCAGUUGGGCAGGCUGGUCCUGGAGACCAGGCAGCUCUGGUAGUGUGUGUGUGAGUGGACACAAACCCAACCCUUUCUGAGAGGCAAGUUUCAUGGCUGGAGCUUCGCUGGAGCCUCGUACUGCAGAACGUGGCUCUGAGAUGGGAAGUCUGGCCCUGCUGGGGGAGGGGAGGACCACGGGGGACCCCAGCUACUGGGGGGAUCACUGACGUUCCUGGGAUGCUGGCGGGCUCUCUGUCGGAACAUGACUCCUUUCUCAA